CCAGAAAGUUGCCGAAAUGGCUUCCAAGGCACAGAGUGAGAAUUGGACAGAGGAGACAAUUUGCUCCAUCUGCCUUGAAUUCUUCACCAAUCCAGUUUCACUGGAAUGCGGGCACAAUUUCUGUCGCCACUGCAUCACUCGGUGCUGCGAAACGAAUAGUGUGAAUUACUGCCCGGAGUGCAGGCGCGAAUUUCCCGGUAUCCCUUCCACCAUCAACUGGGCCCUGGCGAGUCUGGCCGAGAAAGCACAAAAGUUAAAGCAGAGCCAGAAGGAGAAGAAAAGUAAACUCCUCUGCGAGGAACACGAGGAAGAGCUGAAGCUUUUUUGUGACACAGACAAGAAACUGAUCUGCCUGAUUUGUCGAGAUGCGCGGGAACACAAGUCUCACAAUUGUAUACCGAUUAAGGAAGCUGUCGAAAUCUACAGGGAUCAGAUGAAAUCCUCCUUCAUCUCUCUCUCCAAGAAGAUAUCAGAAUUCCAGGAAAUGGAACUGCAGCAGAAACAGACGAUUAGUAAGAUUAAGAAAUAGUCGCGCUACCUACAGACUCGCGUGGCUUCAGAAUUCGCUGAGGUGCACAAGGUUCUUACUGAGAAAGAACACAGCUUAAUCAAAGGCCUCAAGGAAGAAGAGGUGAAAUUCGUGAGCAUAAUGGAAAGAAAUCUUAAAUACAUUCAAGAUAAGUUGAUAUCCAUUCAAGGGAAGCUGGCAAAUCUGGGAAAACAGAUGAAACAGAAAGAUGGAGCUAUCUUCCUGAAGG
This is a messenger RNA of Amblyraja radiata (thorny skate), 758 nucleotides long. RefSeq names its product zinc-binding protein A33-like. Gene Ontology annotation, molecular function: zinc ion binding. The transcript has 3 exons. The record is from RefSeq and is a predicted model, not a curated record. The coding region runs from base 17 to 529 and encodes 170 amino acids. Lineage: Eukaryota; Metazoa; Chordata; Chondrichthyes; Rajiformes; Rajidae.